Messenger RNA from Caenorhabditis bovis, 1536 nucleotides. The record is from the annotation of a GenBank genome assembly. NCBI's taxonomy places the organism in Eukaryota, Metazoa, Nematoda, Chromadorea, Rhabditida, Rhabditidae.
AUGUGCGGACUUAUGAAUUUAAAAGUCACUGUAUUGUCGAGAAGAGAAGAAGCCAUGCAAGUUGAGCUUCGUGGUCUCAGAAUUUAUUUCGAUCUGAUUUAUCAAUUCGAUCCCAACAAUGGCAAAAAGUACACAGUAUGGAGGCUUCAGCCGACGACUCAAGAUCAGGUCGAUCUACUUCAGAAUCUUUAUUUGAAUGAUGUCAAGCUCGACUUUUGGAAAUCGCCGUCGGACGCCGGCAAAGAAGUGCACGUGAUGUUGGGCAGCGACAAAUCGCCGGACUUCCUUCAUCAGCUCGAUGAGCACUCGAUUCCAUAUUCGGUGAUGAUCGACGACGUUCAAAAGGUGAUCAUUGAGCAAAAGGAAAAAAGGGACAAAUUGCGCAAGCAGGUUCGAUUGCAUGAUUGGCGCGAGAAUAAGAUUCAAUUCAAUCUUGCGCAGUACCACUCGUUCGCCGACGUCAUCAACUACCUCAACUCUCUGGCGAUCACUUAUCCCGAACUGGUUUCAGUUCAACCGAUUGGUACAACUCAUGAAGGACGACAAAUACCACUCAUUAAGAUAACCAAUAAACGAAAUGGGGGUGUUAAAAAGGGAAUCUGGAUUGAUGGUGGCAUUCAUGCGAGAGAAUGGGUUUCGCCCUCAACUGUCAUUUAUUUCAUUCAUCAGCUGGUGACCCAAUACGACAAAGAUCCACUGAUCCGCCAAUUCGUUGACAACAUUGAAUGGUACAUCGUACCUCUCCUGAAUCCCGAUGGCUACGAAUACAGUCGAAGCAGCAAUGAUCCAGAAAUUCGUUUGUGGCGAAAAAAUCGAUCACCGCCAAAGUGCAUUCAACAGGCAACCGGAUUGUUCCAGCCACCAACGACUACCUGUUGUCAGGGUGUUGAUUUGAACAGAAAUUUUGAUUGGUUCUUCGGACAAGUCGGAUCAUCCACGGAUCCAUGUUCGGAAAUCUACCAAGGCGCUUAUGCUUUCUCUGAGCCGGAAACUGCAGCAGUGAGGGAUUUUGUGCAGCGACAUCGAAUUUCCUCAUUCUUGACUUUCCAUUCAUACUCGCAAAUCCUUAUGUAUCCAUUCGGACAUCAAGUUCGGACAUAUUCCAAUGAUUUGAAUGAUUUGCGAUCAACCGCUUUGGCGGCAGCUCAGGCGCUUAACAACAUGUACAACACACAGUAUAAAGUUGGAACUGGAGCAGAUACUCUUUAUCCCGCAUCGGGAGGCUCCGAAGAUUGGGCGAAAGGAAAAGCUCACGUCAAAUACUCGUUCCUGUUCGAGUUGAGACCCGAAGAGCAAGUUUGGGACGGAUUUUUGCUCGCUGAGAAUCAGAUCAUCCCAACAGCUCGCGAAACCUGGGAAGCGGUCAAAGUGAUUGCGCAACGCACUUUGGAAUUGCCUGCUGCCGCUCACAGAUCGCCAGCAAAACGGUGUAUCGAUCACGAUUCUCUAUGUCCAUCAUGGGCGAUGGGCGGAGCGUGCGAAAAUUGGCCGGAGAUGCGUCUUCGAUGCCCGCGAGCCUGCAAAGUGUGCUCGUAG